This is a messenger RNA of Rhagoletis zephyria (snowberry fruit fly), 1533 nucleotides long. The record is from RefSeq and is a predicted model, not a curated record. Lineage: Eukaryota; Metazoa; Arthropoda; Insecta; Diptera; Tephritidae.
AUGUUGACCCAGAAACCGUACCAGGAGAGUUCCAACUGCAUGAUCAGUUCGGCAAACUACUCCAACAUGAGCUCAUCCAUGAGCCAGUCACUCUCUUACAGCAUGUCGGGCAUCAACAUACCCAACUACAUGUCAAACGCCUCUUCAGCCAGUCAGGUCUUUGUGCCAAAUAUGAUCUCAAACGCAAGUAAUGUGCCUUUGGGCGGCACCUCCUGCAUCAACAGCGCCUCCAGUCUGACCAAUGCAAACAAUGCUAACCUUUCGUCGACCCCCAGUUCAGUGGCCAGUGACAGCCAAGCAAAUGGCGGCGCUGCACCCAACUCUGAGGGUCCCUGCCUCUCGCCGGCGAUGGCCAACAGCAACACGCCUCUUUCCCCGAUGCCCACCGGCAGUGCCACCGCCAGCACCGGUCUCAGUGGCAUGAACUCGCCCACAAUGGGGCACUCCUCGGGCCUGAACGGCGGCCUUCUGCCCAGUCGCAGUGAGUACGCCUCUCCUGGAGGGGCAGACACCAGCACCAGUGCCCUGCUGCAACGGGCUCGAGCCGACAAGACCUACCGGCGGAACUACACGCACGCCAAGCCGCCGUACUCCUACAUCUCACUGAUCACUAUGGCCAUUCAGCACUGUCCCAGCAAAAUGCUCACCCUCAGUGAAAUCUACCAGUUCAUCAUGGACCUCUUUCCUUACUACCGACAGAACCAACAGCGAUGGCAAAACUCUAUUCGCCACUCGCUCAGUUUCAACGACUGCUUCCUUAAAGUACCACGAACGCCCGACAAGCCCGGCAAGGGCAGCUUCUGGACGCUGCACCCUGACUCGGGUAACAUGUUCGAAAAUGGUUGCUACCUUCGACGACAAAAGCGAUUCAAAGUGGACCGCAUGGAGCGAAAUAGUGGAGUUCAGAAGAGCGUCCAGAAGAGCGGCAGCACCACCUCGGUGAGCAGCAAUGGCUCCAUCAGCUCGAGCAAGUCUUCAAUGGACAAUGGUCAAACCAACCUGAACAAUGCCAACAACGGCAACAGCCACCUGAACCCUGGUUCAAUGAACGGCCUUUCAAUGAACAGCUCUCCCUAUGGGUCUCAUCAGAUUGACCAGCGCCACCUGAACGGUCUCAGCUCACUAGAGGAGUGCAAGCUGGAGCAGAGCAGUCACCACCACCACCACCACCAGCACCCGCAGCACCACCCUCAGCAGCACAGCCACCACCACCAGGCACACAUCGACCACAUGAACAACCUCUACAACACGUCCCGCGGCGGACUGACCGACCCGAGCGUCCUUCACCAGAGCAUGUUCUUCUCCAAUCAGCUGAAGGAGCCCCACUACCUGAACUCGCGCGAGCACCCCUUCAGCAUUCAGAGUAUCAUCGCGGGCGAGGCGGCCAAGGGCGCCGACAUGAAGCUGUACCAGGACAUGCAGUGCAACCCCUACAGUCCUCUCUCGCCCAUGACCUCUGUGCACGCUUCCGGCAUGGCCAACGACUCCUCUGCCUACUACCAUCCGCCGCCGCCGCUCUACCACUCCUCUUAG